Molecule: messenger RNA, 623 nt
Organism: Diprion similis
Lineage: Eukaryota; Metazoa; Arthropoda; Insecta; Hymenoptera; Diprionidae
Exons: 2
Coding region: 63-623 (186 amino acids)
Source: RefSeq, a predicted model, not a curated record
CGGAUGUUCAUGCAACCCUAUUGUUUAAUGACCAUUGUGAAUUUUUCUGCAAGUUCUAUAGAAUGUUCUCAUACUGUGUACUUGAUUGGUCAAGUAGUGCUCCAAAUGCUGACCCAGCUUCAGAAAUACAGUGCUUAUCUGAUGACUAUGAGUUUGUUGAAAACCUUAUUAAGGCUAAUGGAUGUAGUGUUCCAGUAUUGCCAGAACGAGUCACAAAAACCAUACAUUCUGCAACAAUUCGUAUCCGAGCUGCUGAAAAUAGGGUUACUGAAAUCAGAAAGAUGACGCCGUUACAGCACAUUUCAGAUUCCACACCAAGUACCAGUUCCCAAGAAGAUACACUUCUGAUUGAACCUGAACAUCUUGGCAGUUCAAACAGUGAGCACAAUUUGCAUAACGGAAUGCACAGUGUCCCAAAAAAAAGAUGCCAACGAAAAAUGGCAGCUGUACAACGACUUGAAAAAUCAAUCACACAAGCUGAUCAGCUUGCGAUCAUAUCACAAAAAGAUCAAGAAUCCAGGCAGAUUUAUUAUCAGCGAAAGCUCGAAUUGUAUGAAAGAGACGUCAUAGCAAAAGAAAGAAUUGCUCACAGUUUGAAAGAGUUGCUUAAAAAUUACCAGUAG